This is a messenger RNA of Cyphomyrmex costatus, 1648 nucleotides long. It is a transcript of the gene Vha44, whose product is annotated as V-type proton ATPase subunit Vha44. Bases 266 to 1429 code for a protein of 387 amino acids. The record is from RefSeq and is a predicted model, not a curated record. NCBI's taxonomy places the organism in Eukaryota, Metazoa, Arthropoda, Insecta, Hymenoptera, Formicidae. Gene Ontology annotation, biological process: proton transmembrane transport. Gene Ontology annotation, cellular component: lysosomal membrane; vacuolar proton-transporting V-type ATPase, V1 domain. Gene Ontology annotation, molecular function: proton-transporting ATPase activity, rotational mechanism. The transcript has 8 exons.
UGGGCCACAAGUCGGCUUAGUUGUCGGGCGGGUCGCAGGGCAGCAGCACGCAAACUGUCAUCACGUGAGUGGUCACAAUGGUCUCUGACGGUCCUGUCGUCGACGAGCAGCGUCGUCCAUUCUGCGAGAUCCUCUGAAGUAUCCUCGGUGGAAAGCCGACCUGGCGCCCGACCGCGCGAUACCGACGACGAUAACGACGAGGAGGAGGCUCGGCUGUUUCCCCGCUGGUUUGUUAGAACUUUAGUUGCAAAGCAUACUAUUCACAAUGACGGAGUAUUGGUUGAUUUCCGCGCCUGGAGACAAAACCUGUCAGCAAACGUGGGAAACUAUGAACAAUUUAACAUCCAAGCAGCAUUCUCUAUCGGUGAACUACAAAUUUCACAUUCCGGAUCUGAAGGUCGGAACGUUGGAUCAAUUGGUUGGCUUGUCAGAUGACUUAGGCAAACUCGAUGGAUACGUGGAGCAAGUAACGCGUAAAGUGGCAACGUAUUUGGGUGAGGUACUGGAGGAUCAGAGGGACAAGCUACAUGAGAACCUGAUGGCCAACAAUAGUGAUCUGCCAUCAUAUAUAACUCGAUUCCAGUGGGACAUGGCUAAAUACCCCAUCAAACAGUCUCUGAGGAAUAUUGCGGAUAUUAUCAGUAAACAAGUGGGACAGAUUGAUGCUGAUCUAAAAACUAAAUCCACAAUAUAUAACAAUUUGAAAGGCAGCUUACAAAAUUUAGAAAAGAAACAGACGGGGAGUUUAUUAACACGUAAUUUAGCAGACUUAGUAAAGAAAGAACACUUUAUUCUGGACAGCGAAUAUUUAACUACUUUGCUUGUCAUUGUACCGAAAUCCAACUUUCAGGAAUGGUACAGUUGUUACGAAAAACUGACAGAUAUGAUUGUACCGCGCAGUACACAACUUAUUACUCAGGAUUCUGAAUACGGAUUAUUCACAGUUACUUUAUUUAAAAAAGUAAUGGAUGAGUUUAAAUUGCACUCUCGUGAAAAGAAGUUUAUUGUACGAGAUUUUACAUAUAACGAAGAGGAAUUAGCAGCAGGAAAGAAUGAAAUUACGAAGUUGGUAACUGAUAAAAAGAAGCAAUUUGGACCACUUGUCCGUUGGUUGAAAGUGAAUUUCAGUGAAUGUUUUUGUGCUUGGAUUCAUGUUAAAGCUCUGCGUGUAUUUGUUGAAUCCGUUCUUAGAUAUGGCUUACCUGUCAAUUUCCAAGCAAUAUUACUGCAUCCGCAUAAGAAAUGCGCGAGGAGAUUACGUGACGCUCUAAAUCAGCUUUAUGCUCACUUAGAUUCAUCUGCUACCGCUUCAACAGCGCAACACAAUCAAGAUAAUGUGGAUAUACCAGGACUAGGUUUUGGCCAAAGUGAUUAUUUCCCGUAUGUCUAUUACAAAAUCAACGUGGAUAUGGUUGAUAGUAAGGUUUAAUUAGAGUCCGCUUUUUUCUCCCGAACGUCGUACUUCCUUUUAUUUAUCCAGAUGAUAUAAUUCUGUUACAUCAGGAAUCUAGUGGCAGGUGCGUACAAGUUCCUCACUUGUAUUAAUAUGUAAAAAGAAUACUGCAUUUCCAGAAAACUUGUUUCGAUUUUUCCGUAGCGAUUACGUUUAAUAAUUAUGAAUCGCGUAAUUUGCUACAAUUGAAGAAAA